AACCUUUUCACCUAUAGCGAUACGUCACUACGUACACUUGUACACUGUGAAAGCCAUGCCGGUGUGUUUCCUCGCGUACAGCUGACUCUUCGACGGAUAAACAGAUACCAUGUCAUGGUUUCCAGAGAAAAAGACCAGCAAGUCCUGGAUACACCAGAUCUGUACAAAGAUCCUCAAAACUGGCCCUGUCCCCAAACAUGUCGCCAUCAUCAUGGACGGAAACAGGCGUUUUGCAAAGAAAAACAGCAUGGAGAGAGCAGAGGGACAUCUCAAGGGUUUUGAUAAACUUGCUGAAACCCUGGAAUGGUGUCUUGACCUUGGCAUCACAGAAGUAACUGUUUAUGCCUUCAGUAUUGAGAAUUUCAAGCGUUCCAAGGAAGAGGUUGGGUGCCUGAUGGAGAUCGCCCGGCAGAAAUUUGCACGUCUUAUGCAGGAAAGGGAGUUGAUCCAGAAGCAUGAGGUGUGUGUGAGGGUGCUUGGUAACCUGUCUUUGCUGCCCCCUGAUGUACAACAGGUGGUGGCCGAUGCUGUCCACUUCUCCAAGAACAAUACCAGGGCAAUACUGAAUGUGUGCUUCGCAUAUACGUCCAGAGAUGAGAUUUGUGCUGGCAUGCGGGAAUUGGCUGAGGGUGUGUCAAAUGGGCUUAUCAGGACCAGUGAUAUAUCUGAGGAUUUGCUGGAACAGUGUCUGUACACAAGGAAUUCCAGAGAUCCAGAUCUCCUUAUCCGGACUUCAGGAGAGGUGCGACUCAGUGACUUCCUUUUGUGGCAGACUGCAUACAGCUGUCUUGCCUUUGUAAGUGUCCUGUGGCCGGAGUUCAGUGUGUGGCAUCUGUAUUCAGGCGUUCUACACUACCAGAAGAAUUAUCAGGCUGUCAAGGAUGCGAAGGAAAAGAAUGAUGGUGAGAAGGAGAGGAGACAGAGAGAAAGUGACUACGAGAAUGUAGUGAAGGAGAUGAAACAGCAGCGAGGUGUGGAGGAUAGUGAGGACAGUGUUAGUAUACAGUGUAGGCUACAACAGUACGCAAAGGACAGGGAGGCGCGCACACAAACAUUUCUACAGCACCUCGACCACAAACAUGAACAGUUUUUCCAGAAUAUACUACACCAAAAACCAACGCUUACAGCAAAUUGAUGCAAUAUUACAUACUUAAUUAGUAAAUCUAAAUUUUAGUCAUUAAAUUUUAUGAUUUUAAUGCUAGGGGUCCAUUUUAAGACUGUUUUUGUUCUUGCUACAUUUUGUUGUGUAGGUUAACAGAUUAUGUAAUGCCUUUUCAUCAAAGAAUGAGGAGGUCUUUUCAAUAAGAAUGGUCACUAUACUUUAUUUAUUGUACAUGUUGAUGUUUUUAUGUGCAUGGAAUAUUCAUAAAUAACUUUUGAAAAUUUAAGCUGUGGGCCCUAAAAAUUAAUGGCAAUUUAAAACACUUGAAACUUUGAAAUAUGAGUGUUGCCUUCAUGUAAUGUUUGUUCUGUAAAGCAGUUUUACUGUAAAGCAGUUUUACUGUAGUGGUAAUAUUUCACAUGUUGAGGGUUAACAGAUUUUUGUUCAUAUACAAGUAAAUAAUUUUAGAGUGAAAGUCAGUGUUGUGAUUGUCCAAAGUGCACAGUCUAUGAUGCUGCCACCCUUCUUUGAUGUUUUGUCUGAAUGGUGCAAGUCCAGGAAUAUUUCAAUAUCUGAUGAAUGAAUGUUAAUAUAUCUGUAGUUUAUUUAUAUGGAAAUCUAUUGCAAUAUUUAAUGGAAUGAUUUUGUUGAUUCUUUAAAAGAAAAGAAAUAAGAAAUAAACAUUACAAAUCAUGUGAAUUCUUUUAUUUUCCUUCACCAGUAUACAAGGUUUGAUAUGUGAGAAAGAAAACAAUUACAAAGGUCACUCGAACAUGACUAUAUUUAAAGAUUAACAAAACUCGAUAUUACCUGGAAACCUGUGUUAAACAUACCCUGGAUGAGGCCAAACUGUUCUAGAUAUACAUUUAUGUUAAUUGAAUCUGUAAAUAGUAGGUAUUUUCAGAGGCUGAAGAAUUUUCUUUUAAAACACAGUAAAAACAUUUAAGCUGGGGAGUCCAUUGUCACAGAGAUUCCUUGAUAAUAAAAUACAGAGCCUGUAUUUAUUAAAUCCCUCUCAUGCUCAAGCAUAAACUUUGUGCUCGGGCCUCAUUUAUUGUUCCGGUUAUCAAUCAACAAAAAAAUAAUCUUAUUUAUCAAUGAUUUUGAAAAAAUUGAAGACUUAAAUGCCAAAUACUGUUUUCAAUGUUUACAUGUGACAGAGUACAGAAAUCCAUGCUUGAGCAUGAGAACGGUUUCAUGAAUACGUAUCCUGGGCUUGUCCAUUGCACUAUCAGCCAUGAUAUUUGUUUAUGUUAAUAUUUCCCUGCAAAAUUGCUAUGACAAAACUUCAAUUUGUUUCUGCUUCCUAAAAUGUCACAAUCAUCUUUGUGGUAAGUUGUCAUACUCAAUAAGAUUCUGGCUUAGGUGGCAGUGCUAGUCCAGACUAUUGAGCAGUUUCUUCAUUUCUAAAGUCACAGAAGUCUGAAGUGUCAAAAACUUGAACACAUCCUCUUUGAAACAUGCUAUCCGCAUUCAUCUUGCUGAGAUGAAGGUUUCAUUACAUUCAAGGUUACAGCAGUCAAAUGUUUAAAUCUUAUAUAUGUAAGAAUUAUAAUAUUUGGCUUGUAGGUUGCUGUCAGAGGUUGAUGUUGUCCAAAUUAAUUACAUUGACCCACAUGUCUUAGGGACCAAUUGUGUUGACACGGAGUACAAAAUAAUCACAUUUGGUCCUUAAUUUGCAGGGAUGAACUUCUUGUUGAAAUUCAAAUUUUUAAUCAAGAGUCGGGAGUUAAGAAGCUUGAUUUAACGUCGCAUAUACAUGUAACAUAAUAACAUUAGCACUGUAGUGCAUUUCUUGCGACAAAACAUAUAUAAAAUUUAACAAGGAUCACAGUACUUAUGGAUAUAUAUAUAUAUAUUUAAAAACAAGACAACAAUUCAAUUUAGAUAUGCUACAAAUAUACAGUAGAACAUAUGAAAUCACAGUUUAUGCAAAAUAAAAAUUUAGAAAUUUAAAAGAAAUAAUUUAAUAGUGAACACUUGAAUGUCACACAAGUGUUACAAAAGAAAAGUUAAGACACUAUCAUAGUGUAAUGUACUUAUAUGCUAAUGUAGCAAAGUGUACAAAUUUACAGGAUAUACACUAAUAUAGUGUGAAUUAAAAAAAGAGACAAUGAAGUCAUAGAUUGAAACAGAGAGCUAUAAUUAUGAUAUUGUAAAAAGUAAUGAACUUUUAAAUAAUAGAAGUCUAAAAUAACUAUCAAAUAUAUAAUAAGCAUAGUACUGAACUAUAUCAGCAAACUAAAUAACAAAAGCAACAGUGAAGUUAAAGAGUUGAAUUAGAAUACAUGUAGGUAGAUUCCAAAGGGGGACAACUCACACUAUAUGGUGUGUGCAGAUAGCACAUGAGCAGACCUUAUUGCCCCAGGUGCCAAACAGCCCACGGAAUGACUUGUAGUUUUCAGCUAACCGAAGUUCAUUUGGUAGGCUGUUCCACACCUGGGAAGCAGCAAAACGGAAUUCACCAUUGGGACCUUUACGGGGUUAUCUUGCCUCAGAUUGUAAAAAACGUCUUUCCUCUCAACAAGAUUUUGUAAAAUU
Messenger RNA from Mizuhopecten yessoensis (Yesso scallop), 3643 nucleotides. RefSeq names its product dehydrodolichyl diphosphate synthase complex subunit DHDDS-like. The transcript is spliced from 8 exons. Lineage: Eukaryota; Metazoa; Mollusca; Bivalvia; Pectinida; Pectinidae. Gene Ontology annotation, cellular component: endoplasmic reticulum; dehydrodolichyl diphosphate synthase complex. Gene Ontology annotation, molecular function: ditrans,polycis-polyprenyl diphosphate synthase [(2E,6E)-farnesyl diphosphate specific] activity. The coding region runs from base 110 to 1135 and encodes 341 amino acids. The record is from RefSeq and is a predicted model, not a curated record. Gene Ontology annotation, biological process: polyprenol biosynthetic process.